GGGCAGGCAGGAGUGGAGGGACCCGUCGGCUCCGCGUCCCGGUGGGAGAGGGGACCCCCCUCCUGGCUGCUCCCGCGCCCCAUGAAGAGCAGGGAAACCGGCGCCUCCCUUGCCUGGAGAGACCCCCCCAGAGCGCCGGGCUGCAGGGACUGAACGGGACCCGCCUCCCGCAACAGAGGAGGAAAAGCUACAUUGUGCUGGGGGCAGGAGCGGGGGCUGUGGCCGCUUCCUGCCCGCCCCUGUGGCCGCACCCGUCCCGAGGUGCAAGGAGCGAGCCCGGCAUCCACCUUUUGCACAGCCCACUGCUUCCCCGCAGCCGCGCCGAGAAGAGAGUAAUAUGUGGGAGGCUGUGGACUUCGCGCUUCCGACAUAGGAACAGCACUGGGUUGGGAAUCUCUACUUCUGAGAGAAUGCUGGGAAUCUGCAGAGGGAGACGGAAAUUCCUGGCUGUCUCUCUGACUCUCCUUUUUGUUCCAGCCUUUACUUGGAUUUACCUGUUUUCUGGGAGUUUUGAAGAUGGGAAGGCGGCGUCGCUGUCGCCAAUCGAAUCUCAGCCCCAUAGCCCUCAUUACACAGCCUCGAACCAGCGGGAGCGGGAGAGCUUGGAAAUACGCAUGCGGGAGGUGGAGGAGGAGAACCAGGUGCUCCGCAAGCAGCUCAGCCUGGCGCAGAGCCGGAGCCCAACACAUCGUCGUGGCAAUCAUUCAAAAACCUACUCCAUGGAGGAGGGGACUGGGGACAGUGAAAGCCUGCGGGCUGGCAUCGUGGCAGGGAACAGCUCAGAGUGUGGGCAGCAGCCAGCAGUGGAGAAGUGUGAGACGAUCCAUGUCGCCAUUGUUUGUGCUGGAUACAACGCCAGUCGGGAUGUUGUCACGCUUGUCAAAUCCGUCUUAUUUCACAGGCGAAACCCUCUUCACUUCCACCUCAUUGCAGAUGCUAUUGCCAAACAGAUCCUGGCGACUCUCUUCCAGACUUGGAUGGUCCCUGCUGUGCGCAUAGACUUCUAUGAUGCAGAUGAGCUCAAGUCGGAAGUAUCCUGGAUCCCCAACAAACACUACUCUGGGAUUUAUGGGUUGAUGAAGCUGGUUCUGACAAAGACUCUCCCUUCCAAUCUCGAGCGAGUCAUUGUCCUUGACACAGACAUAACCUUUGCCACUGACAUUGCUGAGCUAUGGGCCGUCUUUCACAAGUUCAAAGGCCAGCAGGUUCUCGGCUUGGUGGAGAACCAGAGUGACUGGUAUUUGGGCAACCUUUGGAAGAAUCACCGUCCCUGGCCAGCUCUUGGGAGGGGUUACAACACAGGGGUUAUCCUGCUACUUCUGGAUAAGUUGCGAAAGAUGAAAUGGGAGCAGAUGUGGAGACUCACAGCUGAAAGAGAGUUAAUGAGCAUGCUGUCAACCUCAUUGGCUGACCAGGAUAUCUUCAAUGCAGUCAUCAAACAGAACCCAUUCCUUGUCUACCAGCUUCCAUGUUUCUGGAAUGUGCAGCUGUCUGACCACACCCGUUCUGAACAGUGCUACAGGGAUGUGUCUGACCUAAAGGUGAUUCACUGGAACUCGCCAAAGAAGCUGCGAGUGAAAAACAAGCAUGUGGAGUUUUUCCGCAACCUCUACCUGACAUUCCUAGAGUACGAUGGGAACCUGCUGAGGCGGGAGCUCUUUGGCUGCCCCAGUGAGGCAGAUGUCAACAGUGAAAAUCUUCAGAAGCAGCUGUCCGAGCUGGAUGAGGAUGACCUGUGCUACGAAUUUCGUCGGGAGCGCUUCACCGUCCAUCGCACUCAUUUGUACUUUCUACAUUAUGAGUAUGAGCCUGCCUCAGACAGCACUGAUGUAACUCUGGUGGCUCAGCUCUCAAUGGACAGGCUCCAGAUGCUUGAAGCUAUCUGCAAACAUUGGGAGGGUCCAAUCAGCCUGGCACUCUAUCUUUCUGAUGCAGAGGCCCAACAAUUCCUGCGCUACGCCCAGGGCUCGGAAGUCCUCAUGAGCCGACGCGAUGUUGGGUACCAUAUAGUGUAUAAGGAGGGACAGUUCUAUCCUGUGAAUCUCCUGCGGAAUGUGGCCAUGAAGCACAUCAGCACACCAUACAUGUUCUUGUCUGACAUUGACUUCUUGCCCAUGUAUGGACUCUACGAGUACCUCAGGAAGUCUGUCAUCCAGCUAGACUUGGCCAAUACCAAGAAAGCUCUGAUCGUACCUGCUUUUGAGACCCUUCGGUACCGCCUGUCUUUCCCCAAGUCAAAAGCAGAGCUGUUAUCUAUGUUGGACAUGGGAACCCUCUUCACAUUCAGGUAUCACGUCUGGACGAAAGGGCAUGCACCCACGAACUUUGCCAAGUGGCGGACUGCUACCACACCUUAUCAAGUUGAGUGGGAAGCAGACUUUGAACCAUAUGUUGUUGUGAGGCAGGACUGCCCAGAGUACGACAGAAGGUUUGUAGGGUUCGGCUGGAACAAAGUAGCUCACAUAAUGGAACUGGAUGCACAGGAAUAUGAAUUCAUAGUGCUGCCCAAUGCCUAUAUGAUCCAUAUGCCGCAUGCUCCCAGCUUCGACAUCACCAAGUUCCGCUCCAACAAGCAAUACCGCAUCUGUCUGAAGACCCUGAAGGAAGAGUUCCAGCAGGAUAUGUCACGCCACUAUGGCUUUGCAGCCCUCAAAUAUCUCACAGCAGAGAACAACAGCUAGCACGAUGGAGCCUGUUUACAGGAAACAGACACUCAAGGGAGGAGCCACUUAAUGUUUGGGGCCCAGUCUUUUAACUUGGAACUGAGACACUUUUUUGUUUUUAUAUCAUACCCAACAGUUCUAACAGUAGAGAUUUGAAGCGACAUGUCUUCAGACUAUGCUCAUUAGCCACUUCCCUUCCACCCCCCUGCCAAUCUCUCAACUUUAGCAUUCGCAAGAUGUGAAUAAGAGGGGUCAGCCAUGCACCCAUCAUAUUGCAAACGGUGCGGAGCGGGGGUGGGAUGGGAAUAUGUUUUCUGUUCUCAAAACAGUUGAGCAAAGACAGCUCUCCAGAAAAUAGGAUUUAAUGUUGCUAUUUAAUAAUUCCACAUGCUUUUUAUCUGUAAAGGAAGAUCUUCAGGUCACUGUCCUGUGAAUUUUAAACCCACACUGCUCUAAAAGGGGAACUUUCACCUGUGAACUUUCAUAUUGCCCCUCUUGAUAUGGUUGGCUAUUCUAAUGAAGGGCAAGGCAAAGAUUUGAAAUAGCCUUGAAAAUGAAGGGGAAGCAUAUACCAUAUCCCACUAUAGAGAAGAUGUGCUAAAGACUGAGGCAUAUCCAUGGGAUCAGUUGGUCACAGAUCCUCAAGUUAAUUCUGUUUGAUCUAGAAACCUCCCCUGCCCCGGCCAUAAAAUCCAUUCCUUCCCUUUUAAAAGACAGUGUUGGCCUUCAUUCUGCUUGUCCAUCUCCAGUUCUAGCAGUCCAGUAAA
Messenger RNA from Chelonoidis abingdonii (Abingdon island giant tortoise), 3430 nucleotides. It is a transcript of the gene LARGE1, whose product is annotated as LARGE xylosyl- and glucuronyltransferase 1. The record is from RefSeq and is a predicted model, not a curated record. Gene Ontology annotation, cellular component: Golgi apparatus. Lineage: Eukaryota; Metazoa; Chordata; Testudines; Testudinidae. Gene Ontology annotation, molecular function: xylosyltransferase activity; glucuronosyltransferase activity. Gene Ontology annotation, biological process: protein O-linked glycosylation via mannose.